GUAUAGUGCAGUUCACACAGCUGGUUCGCGAGAUGGAGGCUCUAGAUGGUGAGGUGGCUCGCUUGCACACUCAGAUCAGAAGCCACUACCUGCCCCCUGUGUCCAUCAGCUCUACUGUCGACACUUCUCUGUGAAUGUUUCAGGUGGCUCCCGACUUGAAUCUCAAAUAAUCUCAAUAGAAACGGAAUCUCUUACAAUGCAUCUCAGACAGUUAUCAAAAUAUCUCAAAAAGAAAAGAAAGUACUUUAAAUGUAUAGUGUGUGCGAUUGUGCUGUGGUGUACGUACGAUUAUUUCGGAAUCGGUGACUAUUUACACGCAUCGAGCUUCAAAAACGAUUUCCACUAUCCACUCGACGUGGAUGUCAGAGAGCUAGUGAAUGAAGUGUUAACAAACCAGAAGCUCACGGUGACUCCUAUCAACUACUACCCGUACAGCUUCCUGAGCAACUCCGGGAAAUGUUCCAACGUCGAGAAGAUAGACCUAAUGAUCGUGGUCAAGUCGGCGAUGGACCAUUUUGGCCACAGAGACGCCAUCAGAAAAACAUACGGCAAUGAGGAUGUGCCAGGGCGUACCGUGAAGAUCCUGUUCUUCUUAGGAGUCGACGGAAAGACCAAGUCGGACGUGCAGCGCCAGAUAGACAGGGAGAUGGCGGAGUUCCACGACAUCAUCCAGAUGGACUUCAUCGACUACUACUACAACAACACCAUCAAGACGAUGAUGUCGUUCCGCUGGGUGUACGAGCACUGCGCGCACGCCGACCACUACCUGUUCACGGACGACGACAUGUACAUCUCCGUCAACAACCUGCUGAGCUACCUCUACGAGCGGGACGCGACGCGCACGCCCGCCGCCGGCUCGCUCGACUCGCCUGGCGAGCUGCAGGGAGACUUGCUGUUCACCGGGUACGUGUUCCACUCGGCUCCGCAGCGGUUCCGGUUCAGCAAGUGGCGCGUGUCGCUGGAGGAGUACCGCUGGGACCGGUGGCCGGACUACGUGACGGCAGCCGCAUAUGUCGUAUCUAACAAGGCCAUGCGUGUCAUGUAUAUCGGCAGUAUGUUCGUAAAACACUUCCGUUUUGACGAUAUCUACCUGGGCAUAGUGGCGAAGAAGGUAGGCAUCACACCAGAGCAUUGCCCACUGUUCUAUUUCCACAAGAAACCGUUCUCCCGCGACGACUACGAAGACUUGAUAGCGUCGCACGGUUACCAGGACCACGAGGAACUCAUCAGGGUCUGGCAUGAGAUGAAUAGCAAGUGAAUAGAAAACUACAAAGUACUCAAAUUCCUGCGUUGUGAUCCAGUCUGUUAUAGGGUUACUUUUCUCCAUUUUGGAGGAUAAGUAUGAUCUUCUGAAGGUUGUUUUUAUUUAUUUUAUUCUUAAAAUUUGUAUCAGAAAUGCUCAAUUGAAUUGAAGCUAGGUGAUGCUGACCACAAUCGUAAAUAUUUUUGGGGGUUGGAUCUCCAAGUUAAUUUAAAGAUAUUCAUCCCGAAUCUCGAUAAGACCCAGUGCCGACUCCACAUGUAUAGUUAGGAAAAGGCCAGGGGUAAGAAGUAGAAUCUCAGAAAUUGUCACAAUUAUCUUUUUUUAUCUUUAUGUUUGUAAGUAGUGGUACUGUAUACAAAUAUAGCUGGCUUCCACAGAUAAUACAAUACCAUAGUUUGGAUGUUGUAGUUUUGUAGGGAAUAUUUCUAGAUGUCUAGCGUUGUAGUCGAGUAGGUACAAUAUAUUUUAUACGCUUUUUGUAAUAUUUAAGAAAAUAAUGCUUAUGUGAUAGUGUGCAAUUAUCGGUACUUAGUUAUUAACUGUCCUACACAACCCUUAGACUAUAACCCUGCAUUAGAAUUGGUAGUUUUUAAUGAUAUUUCCAGCUGUUGUAACCAUCUGAUUUACAAAUUAUAAUUUUUCAACGGCCCUGGAGGUAUCACGGCCAAUUCUGGUGUAUCAUGUCCAAGUUAUCUAGCAAGUAUGGCGCGGGAAUGAAAAAUUACGAUGUAAACUAUUUAAUAAAAGACAUAUAGGACAGUUAUUAACUAAGUACACAGUAUUUAUAAAAGUACAUUUUUCACCUCGUAAGACUUUGUAAAUUCGAAGGUGAAAGUGGGUAAGGUAUAUACCCUCCGUAUAUUUUCCAAAAAAGUAUAUUUAUAGAAAUAAAAGUCUUGAAUUAUA
Molecule: messenger RNA, 2170 nt
Organism: Spodoptera frugiperda (fall armyworm)
Lineage: Eukaryota; Metazoa; Arthropoda; Insecta; Lepidoptera; Noctuidae
Product: beta-1,3-galactosyltransferase brn-like
Exons: 2
Coding region: 197-1258 (353 amino acids)
Cellular component (GO): membrane
Molecular function (GO): hexosyltransferase activity; UDP-glycosyltransferase activity
Source: RefSeq, a predicted model, not a curated record